Molecule: messenger RNA, 2517 nt
Organism: Venturia canescens
Lineage: Eukaryota; Metazoa; Arthropoda; Insecta; Hymenoptera; Ichneumonidae
Product: glucose dehydrogenase [FAD, quinone]-like
Exons: 3
Coding region: 437-2344 (635 amino acids)
Molecular function (GO): oxidoreductase activity, acting on CH-OH group of donors; flavin adenine dinucleotide binding
Source: RefSeq, a predicted model, not a curated record
AUUUCUUUUUUUAGCUUCCUCAAGAGCUUAAGACCGCUUUGUAAAAGUUGGAGGAAAGUGUACUCUUCGUAAGGAAAAAAGGAGGGACUCCGCACAGAGGAGACCCCCGCCUUUUUUUAACAGUGUGUCCGUACGUCGCCGAUAUUACGCGAGCAAAAUCUCGAGAAAGUGCAUUUCUCCGGUGGAUCGAGAGACGCGUUGGCCCAUUCAAGUUCCACACAAAGUAUAGUUGGGAUUUUAGCACCGGAAUAAAACCGAGAGCGGUUCAAACGCCUCGUAGAGUCUGCUCUUAACGUUAAAGCCAUUUGUCAGAGGCGAAAUUACUCGAAAUUAAGUCAAAUGGAACUCUAAAAGUAAGUCUAUUUUUUGAACGAUCUCGAGGAGAGUGAGAGCAAAUUGGAGUAUCGAGGAGUUCGACGUACGAGCACGAGGAACCAUGUCCUGCGCUAUAAAAUUGGCGAUAUCAACGUUGAUACUAUCGAUAUCGACAGCAUCGAGUUUCCCCACGUUGUUCGAGAGUGCGAAAAGUGAUUUGGAGAGGCCGAGCAAGCUUUUCGACAGCCCUAAAAGCGGUUUCAGUAUCGACGAUACGCUACUGGACGAGAUCAAGAGUUACGGUCUGGUAGGGAACGACAUAAGGACAGUGCCAUGGCCGGUCCACAGUAAAUAUGAUUUCAUAGUCGUUGGCUCAGGCUCCGGAGGCUCGUCGGUGGCGAACCGACUCUCGGAAAAUUCCAAAUGGAGAAUUCUCUUGAUCGAGGCUGGAAUACCCGAAAAUCUAAUAGUUCAAAUACCCGUGACGGUGAGCACUUUGCAGCAGACCCCUUACAACUGGGGCUACAGAGUUCAACCGCAGAAAAAAGCCUGCCUGGGGAUGAAAGACCGUCGUUGUACUUGGCCGAGAGGCAAAUCACUGGGUGGCACGAGCAGCAUCAAUUACAUGAUUCAUAAUCGCGGAAAUAAAUUGGACUACGAUGAGUGGGCGGAAGAUGGUAACGAAGGCUGGUCCUACGAGGAUGUGUUGCCCUACUAUAGGAAGAGCGAAAGAUUCAGGGUCCCAGGCAAUUAUAACUCGAGCUACCACGGAAAAAAUGGUCACUUGUGCGUGGAACACGUGCCAUAUCACUCGCCAUUAGCGACAGAGUUUCUGAAAGCUGGCAAAGACCUGGGCUACGAGGUAGUGGAUUACAACGGAGCAGAGCAAAUUGGCUUUUCGUAUUUGCAAGUGAACAUGGAUCGGGGUACGAGAUGCAGCGCAUCGAAAGCUUACUUGCGAGUGGAGAGACCGAACCUGGACAUUGUAACGCAGGCUCAAGUGACGAAAAUUUUGAUCGACGAGAAGAAGCGAGCUUACGGUAUUGAAUACAAAAAGAAGGGUCGGACGGACAAGGUGUACGUGAGGAAAGAAGUCAUCUUAUCGGCGGGAACAAUCGAUUCGGCUAAACUAUUGAUGCUUUCGGGAGUGGGACCGAGCGAUCAUCUCGAGGAACUAGGAAUCGAGGUGAUCAAGGACGCCAAAGUGGGUUACAACCUCUACGAACAUCUUGGCUUCCUCGGGAUCACUUUCAAAAUAAAUGCGAGUGUAACUUUGGUCCUAUCGCGAGUAGUGACAAAUCCAAAGAAUUUUAUCGAUUAUGGUCUUCACCGGAAGGGACCGAUCACACUCCCCGGAGGUCCCGAAUCGAUCGCGUUCAUGCGCACUAAAUACGCACUCGAUGAGAGGCCUGAUCUUGAAUUAUUAUUCAUCGGUUCUUCCAUCGCCGCGGACAACGGACUCAGCGUGUACAAAGGCUACGGAGUAUCGGAUGAGGCGUACAAAAAGGUUUAUAAACCCCUGGAGAACCGAGAUGCUUGGACCGUCUGGCCAAUCGUACAAAACCCUCGAAGCCACGGCCGCAUAAAAUUGAAAUCGAAAGACCCCUUCGAGGCUCCCAUCAUCGAGGGCAACUUCUUCACUCAUCCAAUCGACGUGGAAAUUUUACUCGAAGGCGUCAAGCAGGUCAUCAACAUCUCCAAAACCGAGCGUUUCCAAGCUUACGGCAGUCAAAUUCAUAAAGCCAAAGUUCCUGGAUGCACCAAAUACGCUUUCGGCUCCGACGACUACUGGCGAUGCGCCAUCAGACAUCUACCGGCUACGAUGAAUCACGUUAUCGGCACUGCCAAAAUGGGCCCGGCCAGUGAUCCGGACGCCGUUGUCGAUCCACAAUUGAAAGUUCAUGGGAUCGAACGUCUCAGGGUCGUCGAUGCUUCCAUCAUGCCCAAAAUUCCGGUCGGUCAUAUAAACGCUGGAAUUUAUAUGAUUGGCGAAAAAGCAGCUGAUAUGAUCAAAGAAACUUGGUCGUGAAAACGCACCUUAAUGCUUUCUACAAUAAACUCAAUACUCGAAGCACUCGAUGUGCUCCUCCAACCAUAAAAAUUACGUUAAGAAAGUAUAAACCAUUGAAAAUAUACUUGUUAAGGCUGAAAAUACGUACAAAAUGUAUUUAAGAUGUAACAUUAAACGAAUUUUUGUAUGUA